Papilio machaon (common yellow swallowtail) is the source of this 590-nucleotide messenger RNA. RefSeq lists its product as uncharacterized. Gene Ontology annotation, molecular function: cAMP-dependent protein kinase inhibitor activity. The transcript is spliced from 3 exons. Lineage: Eukaryota; Metazoa; Arthropoda; Insecta; Lepidoptera; Papilionidae. Bases 58 to 384 code for a protein of 108 amino acids. Gene Ontology annotation, biological process: negative regulation of cAMP-dependent protein kinase activity. Gene Ontology annotation, cellular component: cytoplasm; nucleus. The record is from RefSeq and is a predicted model, not a curated record.
GUGUUAAAAUUAUUAAUAUUUCUUUUUAAUUGCCUUUGUAACCGAGUUAUAUUAAAAAUGUCCGGAGUGCGCGCUGGUCGUGUACCUAAGCGCCUGAGAGCUCAUCGUAUGAAGAGUCGGUCAGUGCUGAGAAUGAUGGCAAUAAUGCAGGACAGGAACAGUGAGGAGGUGCCUCGCGAGUUCUUGGAGACAGGCAGGACGGGCCGGAGAAACGCCAUGCCUGAUAUAUUGCACCCCCAGGGCGCCGAGAUGACGACGGCGGACCUGCCCUCCCGGUUGCAACAGCUGGCCACUACUGAUCCAGAACACCCGCAGCCGAGCACAUCGAAGAAUGAUCUCGAAGCGUCCAAAGAGGAUCCAGCAAGUAAAAGUAAUUGCAGUUGAGCUGCCUCGCAAUAUGGUCGCUGACCACUGGACUUGCCCAAAGUUAAAGUAAUCUCAAAAAGGUAAAUAGAAACCCUAAGCACUGAAUAUAGUGUAGGCCCACCUUUUUGUAGGAAGGUAUAGUGUACAAAUAUAGCUCUAAUGAUAGUUUGUAAAGGCUAUGUGUAAUUUAAUUUGUACUAAAUAAUUACAUACAGAAGUUCUUU